This is a messenger RNA of Octodon degus (degu), 5366 nucleotides long. It is a transcript of the gene Dixdc1, whose product is annotated as DIX domain containing 1. The transcript has 19 exons. The record is from RefSeq and is a predicted model, not a curated record. Gene Ontology annotation, biological process: canonical Wnt signaling pathway. Lineage: Eukaryota; Metazoa; Chordata; Mammalia; Rodentia; Octodontidae. Gene Ontology annotation, cellular component: cytosol. The coding region runs from base 125 to 2236 and encodes 703 amino acids. Gene Ontology annotation, molecular function: protein binding.
AGUAAGUGGCCUGCGGGACUCGGGAGAGAUCCCAAUGAGCUGAGCCGAGAGCCUUUUGUGUGCAGAGGGCGGAGGAGGCGGCGGCCGCCCGAGCGCAGACCCCGCCCGGAGCCCGGCAGGAACAAUGCUAGCCUGCCUGAGCCGCGGGAACUUACUGGACGUCCUGCAGGAGGGCUUCAAUGAGCAACAGCUGCAGGCCUAUGUAGCCUGGGUGAAUGCACAGCUGAAGAAGAGGCCAUCGGUGAAGCCUGUGCAAGACCUGCGACAGGAUCUCCGGGAUGGGGUGAUCCUGGCAUAUCUCAUUGAGAUUGUUGCAGGAGAAAAGCUGAGUGGGGUACAGAUGAGUCCUAGCAACCAACAAGAGAUGAAAAAUAACGUGGAGAAGGUGCUACAGUUUGUGGCCUCCAAAAAGAUUCGCAUGCACCAGACUUCAGCUAAAGAUAUUGUGGAAGGAAACCUCAAGUCUAUCAUGAGGCUGGUCCUCGCCUUGGCCGCUCAUUUCAAGCCCGGCUCUAGCAGGACAGUGAGCCAAGGGCGGGACUCCAGAGCCCCACCACAGAGCCACCAACCUCACUGUGCCACUGCAGUGGCUCAGGGCGCAGCCGCUGCUCUGGCUGACGUGUGCCAUGACAUGUCACGGUCAGGACGGGAUAUUUUCCGAUACAGACAGAGGAACAGCAGCAUGGACGAGGAGAUUGAGAAUCCGUACUGGAGCGUGCGGGCGUUGGUGCAGCAAUACGAAGGGCAGCAAAGGUCCCCGCAGCAGUCCCCGUGUGAGUCCACCUGCUCCAGCCUGACUUCACCCAGUCCCAUCCACAGUGCCAAGAGUGAGUCCAUUAUAACCCAGGCAGAGGAGAAGGCUGAUCUUGCGAUUAUUCCCUCGGAAGGAAUAGAGAACAGAACAGAGGACACAGACUCUCCAUUACCCCGAGACUGGCGGCCAGGGAGCCCUGGAACCUAUCUGGAGACCUCAUGGGAAGAACAGCUGUUGGAACAACAAGAACAUUUAGAAAAAGAAAUGGAGGAAGCAAAGAAAAUGAUAUCGGGACUCCAGGCCUUGCUGCUCAAUGGCUCCUUACCUGAAGAUGAACAGGACAGGCCUCUGGCCCUCUGCGAACCAGGAGUCAAUCCCGAGGAGCAGCUGGUAAGCUCCAUCUCCGGAGACGCUAGAUCUGCUUUAGAACGCGGUAAUGUUUCUGAAGCAACCCAGAUGCCACCAUCUGACCUAACUGUAUUUGGUUUGCAGAAAGAACUGCUGAAAUGUAAACAAGAAGCCAGAAAUUUACAGGGGAUAAAGGAUGCAUUGCAGCAGAGGCUGACUCAGCAGGACACAUCUGUUCUUCAGCUCAAACAAGAACUACUGAGAGCGACUAUGGACAAAGAUGAGCUGCACAACCAGAAUGUGGAUCUACAGAGGAAGCUAGAUGAGCGGAAUCGGCUCUUGGGAGACUAUAAAAAAGAGCUGGGGCAGAAGGAUCGCCUCCUUCAGCAGCACCAGGCCAAGUUGGAGGAAGCGCUCUGGAAACUCUCAGACGCCAGCUACCAGCAGGUGGAUCUAGAACGGGAGCUAGAACACAAGGACGUCCUGUUGGCCCACUGUAUGAAAAGAGAGGUAGAGGAGGUGACCAACUACACCAGUUAUAACUCUCAAAGCAAUGGCUUUCUCAUUCCAACAGCAGGGAAAGGAGCCGCUUCCAUCACGCACAAAGGGACCAGCGACCUACAGCUUGUCCGAGACGCCCUGCGCAGCCUUCGGAACAGCUUCAGCGGCCACGACCCUCAGCACCACACCAUCGACAGCUUGGAGCAGGGCAUCUCCAGCCUCAUGGAGCGCCUGCGCGUCGUGGAGACCCAGAAGAAGCAGGAACGGAAGGUUCGUGGCAAAUCACCCAGAACUCAGGCAGGCAGUGAAUACCGGGAGUCCUGGCCGCCUCACUCCAAAUUGCCUCACUCACAGAGUUCUCCAGCAGUCAGCAGCACCUGCACUAAAGUGCUCUACUUCACUGACCGGUCACUUACGCCCUUCAUGGUCAACAUACCAAAGAGGUUGGGGGAGGUGACAUUGAAGGAUUUUAAAGCAGCUAUCGAUCGGGAAGGGAAUCAUCGGUAUCACUUCAAAGCCCUGGAUCCAGAGUUUGGCACUGUCAAAGAGGAGGUUUUCCAUGACGAUGAUGCCAUUCCUGGAUGGGAAGGGAAAAUUGUAGCCUGGGUGGAAGAAGACCAUGGAGAGAAUUAGCCCUGAGGACUGCAAUAAGGUUGCUUGCUGGCUGCUUCACUCAGGAAAGGGGACUAAAACCAGAGUACGCCAAGAAGUUUCGAAUUUGUGCUGCCAAGAUAGCAAAGCUUCAAGCGUGAAGGUCACAGGCCAGUCCUGUUUCUGUGCCUGGCGUAUCUGGUACUUCAAAUCCCUAUCGAAACGUAGACCUUGGAUUCAUCUGGAAUUCCUUGUCCGUGGGAAUGGUGUUUUGUUCCACUCUGAGGACAACAAACCGAAGGCCUUAACCAAUGGGGAUGGAUGAUCCUGCUCCAUGGCUGCUAUUAUCUGGAUUGGAUGUGCUACAGUAUUAAUUUAAUUGGCCUCAAUGGUUGCACCAGUCAGAGUCCCAGCAUUCGUACUCACAGACAAGGCAAAGGUACCAGCUUUUCUGCUUCUUUGCAGAUACUGCAAGCUAAGAACAAUUCAUGAAGUGGUACCAAAGACGAAAGCUCCUCUUUAAUAAUCUUUUGAACUGGACAUGGAUGGUGCUGAACAGUCGAUUGGAUGGAAAAAGGGCUGCCCAUAUUGUACUGUAUUGUGUUGAAACUGUAAGACCUUGGGCCACUUCUGUUCUUAACUGAUUCUGCAGCUUGUUGUUUAGCCCACUUGAGGCAUAUUUCCUGUACUAGUAGUUUUCUCUGGGACUCUUUAAUAUUAGAGCCAUUUAUUUUUCUUCAAACUGAUGACCUUUGUGCUUGAAAGGAAUUAGGAGUGAAAAGCUCCUUAAAAAUCAAGGCGGGUAUGGAAAGGUGCUGCUACCCAUAUCUUCUUGACUUUUCUUAUGACUUUCUUUAACUCAUGGUAUCGCCUUUGCAGUUUAAGGGAGGCAGACCAUUGCCUCUAGUGUUUCUUUGUAAUUUAUGAGUACUGGGCAUGAAUUACUUGUCUGUUCCUCAUUUUAAGAUUAGAGUUAUUUUCUAUUACAUGUGUAGUCUAGGCUGAUGUUUUAGGGCACAAUAGAAACCAUGGGGCAUGGAGCAUGAGUCGUGAAUGGCAGGGUUGAUUCAGGGUAAAGACAUCUAGAAUCAUUUCUCGUGGGCAACACCAUCAGUGUAGAGAAGCUAUUCCAGAGAUUCCUUCAUAAUCUGGGUUUUCUCCUUCAUCCACCCAGCACUACCAACUGAUCAGCCAUUGUAUAUAUGUGUGUUCCCAAAAGCAGUCUGUGACCACCAACGUACACUGCCAAACAGGAGAGAGGACAGAUCAGUGUGGGCUCUUGCCUGCCUUCAGUUCAUCUCCCCUCUUCAGACACCUGAACAGACUACUCUUUGGAACUGAGAUAACAUCUUAUUGUUUUAUAUGGACAUGUCUUUUUAAAAAUAGUUCAUGUUUGCAGAAUUCUUUUAUACUCAUUUUCUUUUUGUCUGAGAACCAUCUCUAUUUUUAUAACUCAAGUGUGAGUUCUGUAGAUGCUCAUAUUCUCUAUACUGUGUCCACUUUCUAGGGAACCCAGUAGCUUUUAUACAGUGUCUUACGCUUCUGGUGGCUUCAGAACAAGCUUUAUUUUAUUAUGAGUAUACUAAGGCCAACUACUUUCUGUCCAAUUCUACCUGCUAUCUUAGUUGAGGGGGUAGUUUUAUGUAAUCCAGUUGACUGCUCUUCAAGUGGACAGAAGGGGUUCAAGACACCGGAUUUUUUCAUGUUAAGUUUAAUUGGUCUUCUACUGAAGAAUGAUUUUCAUCAGAAAAAGCUGGGAAAAUUUGGGAAAGUCAGCCAUAAGCAAGAAUAAUACAUUAUGAAAGAAAAUAGAAGAAAACAAUGAAUUUUUUUUCCCCAAGAAGUCUGGAGAAAAAUUCUCUAUGUCACCAAUUUCUAUGUUGCAUGAAUUUUAGUGUUUUGCUAUACAACAGCAUGAGGGUUAUCAGGUUAAAAUUUGUUAUUAUAGUCCUGUAAAAUUUUUCUUGAAUGUCUCUCUUAAAUCAGUUACACUUCAGUUUUGAGUGAACAGUCUUACCAUUAUGUAAAAUUUAUCAUUUCAGAGAGUAUUAAAUCAGAAAAUUUUCAGUGUCCUCUUGUGUUUUAUCUCAUUCAUUUUUGACAAGGCGCUGCCAGCAUACCUCUAUAAGAGGCAGAAGUUAAUUCGGAGGUUAAUUUUUCCCCUUUAGUUCAUUAAUUUCAUGUACCACAGGCACUGGCUAAUCGCCCUUACUAAAUGUCACUGAAGUAACUUUUGUGUAAGUUCGGCGGGUGAUCCUCACUCCAAUUUCUAAAUGGAGCUUCCUCAGCAGGAGUAGGCAUUGGUUCCCUCCCUCCUGAGGUCUCCUACUUGGAUGCACUCUCACAGACCUGAGCUUUAUUCAUAAUAUUAUCCCCCAGGGGCACUCAGGUGAGACCUUGACCCUGCUACUUCUACAGUAUUUUUUCCCUUUGGAAAUCUAAAGUAUUAGACUAUUUAGGGUUCAUAAAAUAAUCUCUAAUUGUUAGGUUAAAAGCAAAUGAUUUCUCAUAAACACUAGUUUAGUUGAGAGCUUAAUUCAUUGACUUUAAAGACUCUUCUCUCCUUGCUCAACUUUUUUUUCUACCAGGAAUUAAACUCAGGACCUCACGCUUGCCAGGCAGGCGCUGUACCCCUGAGCUCUAUCCUCAACCCUAUUGCUCAAUUCUCUAAAUUAUCUGGGAUUAGGAUACUGUCUAAUUUGUCCCUAAAGACUUGGGUUAAAUACACUUGGUAAUGGCAAUCCUACUUACCAUUUUUCAUCUCUUUCUGCCCUGGUGUAAAUUAGGGGAAAAUAUCCUUUAUAUUCUACAUCUUAUCUAAGAGAACUCUGAUUAUUUAAAAGCAUUUAGGUCAUCAUUAAAAUUAUUUUCAUUUCUCCCCAUAAAGAUUAUGAUUGCACACUUCUGUUAUCUGAAUUUAUGUAAGAGGUAAAGCUUGCUUAAAAUACAUAUAUAUGUAAAGUUAUAUUUUCUUAGAAACAUGGAUGUUUGCAACCAUUGCUUUCAAAGAGAUUACUAUUGUGUAUUGUUUUACAGUGUUUUCAUGAUGACUGUUAUACCAGAGGCUUUUGAUUAUUAAAGUGAUAACCAGUUUUAACUGCCUGUAUGUCCUGGAUUUGUGAAUUUAAAAAAACCCCACAAAUUAUGAAUAAAAGGGACUUUGCAAACUAAA